CCCCGUAAAAAGCCGCUGAACAAGAAUAAGUUCCGUCAUGUCUUUCAAAUUCAACGAGGCCAUUUCAAUUGUGGCAGAAAAACUAUUAGAAACCCCAAAACUCAAAUACGAGACUUAUUCCCAGGAUGCAGCCGAAAUAUCCGCUAAAAUGGAUCAAGAACUAAUCAAGAUUAAUUCUAUUUACAAGGGGACAGUGAGCAACUGGGAUGAGACAGUUCAGUUCUACAAAACCGAAGUGCCAAAAUUGAAUCUUCCCUUCCUUCGGCUUAAGAUGCCACUUAGAGUAGAGCCCGAACGUAUACUUAUAUUCAGUAGUGACGAGUUGCAGCGGUUUAAGCUCAAGCUCAAGACAUCUGUAAACUAUCCAAUAGUUGACAACGGAUAUCUAGACGGAGAAAAGCUGACCCAGAUUUUUAUCAGGGAUUUAAAUAGAGUGAUCGACGGAAUUUCAAAAAUCACUUGCAGCAGUGGAAAAAUGUACAAGCUCUGCGUCAUCAAUGAGAUUUGGCAUAGGGUAACGUUUAUAACUAUAGCAGCAAAGGAAAAAGACUCGGAGGUCGAUCCUUCGUUUUCUUAUGAAUUUAGACUUUUAUUUAAUUUUACAAACUCAGGAUGGAUACCAAUGGCUUAAGGCUAUACCACUUUGCAUUCCACAUCUACAAAACUCCGGACUCAAGGAAGUUUUUGGGUUAAAAUAAUGGCCCGAUUGGUAUUUGAUAAGGAUUUUUGUAUAACAUAAGUCGCUACAUAUCCACAUCGAAACAUUCUUUCUUCAUUCUUGUAUUACCGAAACAAAUAAC
Messenger RNA from Drosophila kikkawai, 800 nucleotides. RefSeq lists its product as uncharacterized. The record is from RefSeq and is a predicted model, not a curated record. Lineage: Eukaryota; Metazoa; Arthropoda; Insecta; Diptera; Drosophilidae.